Messenger RNA from Medicago truncatula (barrel medic), 1049 nucleotides. RefSeq names its product gamma-interferon-responsive lysosomal thiol protein. The transcript is spliced from 5 exons. The coding region runs from base 84 to 869 and encodes 261 amino acids. Lineage: Eukaryota; Viridiplantae; Streptophyta; Magnoliopsida; Fabales; Fabaceae. The record is from RefSeq and is a predicted model, not a curated record. Gene Ontology annotation, molecular function: oxidoreductase activity, acting on a sulfur group of donors, disulfide as acceptor.
GCAACAUAUGAAUCACACAUAUAAAUAGUAGUAUAACCAAUUAAACUCUCAUUCUUUUUUUCUUCCAUUUCCAUAGCACAAAAAUGAAAAUGCCUUCUCUUUUAGGUUCUAUUCAUCCACGCUCAUUCUUCUUUUGUUUCAUCCUUCUUCCAAUUUUGCUAUUGCUAUUAGUAGCACCUUCUUCUUCAUCAACUUCCUCUAAAAAUGAGAAGAAAGUAACCAUGUCAAUCUACUAUGAAAGUCUAUGCCCUUAUUCUGCUGAUUUCAUAGUGAACCAUCUUGUGAAGCUCUUUCAAACCAAUCUCAUUUCAAUUGUGAAUCUUAAAAUGGUCCCUUGGGGAAAUGCUAGGAUUGCAACUAAUGGCACUUUUGUUUGUCAGCAUGGAAAUGAUGAAUGCUUGCUAAACUCGAUCGAGGCCUGCACCAUUAAAGCAUAUGCAGACGUGGAACAUCAUUUCAGAUUUAUACACUGCUUGGAGAGUCUAACCAUAGAGGGUCGAUAUAAUGAAUGGUUUAAUUGCAUCCGAAUGACUGGGUUGGGCGCAUUGCCUAUAUUAAAUUGUUACAAAAGUCGCAAGGGAAUAUCUAUUGAACAAAAAUUUGCUAAGGAAACUGCUCAGCUUAAUCCUCCUCAUACAUUUGUUCCAUGGGUGGUUGUCAACAACCAUGCACUUCAAGAGGACUACCAAAAUUUUGUGACAUAUAUUUGCAAGGCAUACAAGGGAAGUUUGAAACCAGAUGCUUGUAGAUCAGUUUCAACAAGAACUUAUUAUGACUCGGAUGCAAAAUCCAACUCCUUUCAUCAUGGUUGCUAUGUAGAUGAAGCCAAAAAUAUGUCCAUACUUGCCACUAAUCACCAAAUUAAUUAAGGAGUAUACUACUUAAUCCUCAUGAAAAUGAAGCUGGAAUUAAUCUUUGUCUAAAGGUUCAAGUAAUUGGCAAGUGGCUAAUUAAUCUUUAGGAUCAUAUUUGCAUGACUAUAUAUUACCAUGGAAUUUGGAAGUGCAAAUGAUCUUAUAAUAAAACUUGUUUAUUUGUUUCCAUUUAAA